Molecule: messenger RNA, 320 nt
Organism: Klebsormidium nitens
Lineage: Eukaryota; Viridiplantae; Streptophyta; Klebsormidiophyceae; Klebsormidiales; Klebsormidiaceae
Source: the annotation of a GenBank genome assembly
AUGGCGGACGUAGUGCUCUUCAAGGGGAUCAUAGCUGGGGAGCGGGUCUACCUCGUGGUGUGGGGGGACGACAUCCUUCUGGCAGCCCGAGAAGCGGACCGCAUUGCGAAGGUGAAGGCGCACUUUUCUCAGAAAUCGACGGGCGCGAUCUGGGGGAGGCACCUUCUUCCUUGGGCUAGAGUGGACGCGCGACAAAGAGGCGCGCAUCCUGAGGUUGACGCAGAAGAAGCUGACGAGGAAGCUGGUCGAACGUUACGGACCGGCCGACACGCAGGCGCGAAACGUUCCUCUUGGAACGGGGGACAAGGUGACGGGGGACG